This is a messenger RNA of Misgurnus anguillicaudatus (oriental weatherfish), 1822 nucleotides long. It is a transcript of the gene glt8d1, whose product is annotated as glycosyltransferase 8 domain containing 1. Gene Ontology annotation, molecular function: glycosyltransferase activity. The record is from RefSeq and is a predicted model, not a curated record. Lineage: Eukaryota; Metazoa; Chordata; Actinopteri; Cypriniformes; Cobitidae. Gene Ontology annotation, cellular component: Golgi apparatus.
CUGAAGUGGAUCAUGCAGCUGUGUACAGUGAUUAUAUCAUGUAGAUCAGUGAAUGCGUCUGUGCGCUGUGGCGUGUUUAGUCCUCACAGCAGAGCCACACUGAAGGCUAAACUCGACUUGUUGAUGUUGAGUUGGCGUUUUGGAUGAGGAGCCAAAAGGAAUCGAACCGUUGUAAGAAUUGCACAGUUCGUGUUGAGAUUCGGAUCAAGUGCCAUGACUGUACGGAGAGUGAACGUGGUUAUUCUGGUUCUGCUUGCCAUCGCCUUUUUAAUCGUAUUGCAUCGCAAUCUGCUUAAUCUCAAUGAUUUCCUCAAGCAGGAGAAUCCAGAUACAGUGCCUGGGAUGGUGGUGCCCUUUGAGACUGAUUUCCUAUCUGAUCAUAAGGUCAUGAAGACAGGAGAUGAGAUCCCGGUACUCAUAACUGCUCCUGAAGAAAGAUUGGGUGCUACUAUCACUGCAAUGAACAGCAUCCACCAAAACAGCAAAGCCAAUGUUGUAUUCAACAUCGUGACGCUAAAUGAGUCUGUUGAUCAUCUCAGGACAUGGCUCAGUAAGACUGAUAUAAAACAUAAAGUUAUCGUAUUUGAUCCCAAGAUCCUUGCGGAAAAGAUAUCGAAUGACCCUCAGAGAGCGGAGGCAGUGAAACCGUUGAACUUUGCCAGAUUUUACAUGCCAUUGUUCUUGCCUGAUGCGGAGAAGGCGAUUUACCUGGAUGAUGACGUAAUUGUACAAGGGGAUAUUCGGGACCUUUUUGACACCAACAUUAAGUCUGGACAUGCGGCAGCUUUUUCUGAAGAUUGUGAUUCUGCAUCGUCCAAGAGCCUCAUCCGAGGAGCCGGAAAUCAGAACAGCUAUAUUGGCUUUUUAGACUUUAAAAAAGAGGCAAUCAGAAAGCUUGGAAUGAGAGCGAGCACCUGCUCUUUUAAUCCUGGUGUCAUUGUGGCCAAUUUAACCGAGUGGAAAGUGCAAAAUAUCACCAGUCAACUUGAGUUCUGGAUGGAGCGCAAUGCUAAGGAGGAUCUUUACAGCAAGACUCUGGCAGACAGCAUCACGACCCCACCUAUGCUCAUCGUCUUCUACAAGCAUCAUUCAAGCAUAGAUCCCUUGUGGCACGUCCGACACCUCGGGGCGACCGGAGCAGGAAACCGAUAUUCUCUUUCGUUCGUGAAAGCUGCUAAACUUCUCCAUUGGAACGGACAUUUUAAACCAUGGGGCAGGACCUCUUCUUUCCCCGAGAUUUGGGAAAAGUGGUACAUUCCAGAUCCCACAGGUAAAUUCCACCCAAUCCGGAGACACACUGAGGAGAAAUAGCCUCAGCAUAUGGACUUCAUGAAAACUUGCCAAAAUGUUUUAGAGAUUUGUAUAGUGUUUACAACAAGAAUCCCAUUGUAAGUUCCAAGGUGUUGAUCAAAUCUGGGACAUACAUUAAAACACAAGUCAAGAGGCAUCAUUCAAUAUUAAUACACUACCUCAAUGCCUUACACUAAUACAUUCACUUUUUCUGUCACAUUCACAAUUGUGAUUUUAAAAUGUGUGGUAUCUUAAAUAAUUUUGGGUAAAAUCGUGUAUCAUUACUGCUUAUUUUAUUGUGCAUUUCCAUUUAAUUCCUGAGUAUUUCAGAGAGGCCUUGAGACACAACAUGGUAUUAUUUCACCUUUUGUUAUACAUUCAGUUUUGUUUACAUUUGUGCAUGUAUUUUUUAUGAUGAGCUAACUUCAGCAUACUCUGUGUUGUCCUAGCUGAAGGGAAAUGGUGCCAAUUUGUACAUAAAAGAAAAUGUUGUAACUAUUCAAUAAAGUUCAAUACAAGCUUUUAUACGCAA